AUGGCUAAAUUUUCGUUAAAAGAUAGUGAUAAGUAUUAUUUAUGUCUUUCAGAACAGCCCAAAAGGUUUGAUGCUGAUAGCCCUGUAACCAACGUGUUUUUUGACGACACCAAUGGUGAGGUUUUUACUGUUCGCUCAGGAGGUGUCACAGGUGUUACAGUAAAUGGAAUGGAUUCAAAAAGUACUUCAUUUAGAAUGGAGGACAAAGGACCAAUUAUUUCUAUUAAAUUUUCACCAGAUCACAAAAUUCUCGCCAUUCAAAGAAAUUUAGACGGUCAAAAUGCAACUGUUGAAUUUGCCAAUUUCAAAGAUUUGGCACCUACUAAUGUUGAAUAUUCUCAUACGUGUAAGUGGAAAAAUGCUAAGAUGUUGGGUUUUGUGUGGCCAAGAGCUAAUGAGAUUGCUUUUAUAACUGACCAUGGUAUAGAGUUACUGCAAGUCAUACCUGAGAAGAGGCAAAUGAAAACUUUAAAGAGUACUUCUUUUAGUGGCGCCUGGUUCUCUUGGUGUGCACAAAGUAAUAUUAUUUUACUAGCAGGAAAUAAUGGAGCUUUACUUCAACCAUUCUCUUUAAAUAAUUCAACAAUAACUAAACUGCAGAAAUUGGAAGUGGAAUGGUCAAAGCCAGUAGUGGAGCGUGAUGUGUUUGUACUAAGAUUGUGUGGUGCUGCCUGGUGUGCCUUGUUUCGACAUAGUACUUCACCUAUUAAUGGACCUACUGAAGUAUGGCUGAUGCCGAUAGCGGGGGGAGGAGUAACACAGCAUGUUCUCAAGACAGGCCUUGUUGGUCGCUUUGCUGUCAGUGUAAUAGAUGAUCUUCUUGUUAUACAUCACCAAUCUAGUCAAACUUCACAAAUAUUUGACAUUAUGGAGGAAUCCAAGCCUGAGAACAAUAUUGUUAUUCAUUUACCAAUAGUGCAAGGGAUAUCUAUGAAACCGGCUACUGUUGAUGAUCAACUUUGCCCUAUGUACUCAGGUAACUGGGUGGUGUUCCAACCAGACUACAUAAUAGAUGCGCGUCUCGGCUGCCUGUGGAAAGUGAAUCUCAUAUUGUCUGGUUUGGCACAUUCGGUGCCUAAAGAUGAAGUAUCCAAAAUAAUAGCAGUGUUGCUAAGACGAAAUAAUAGUAAAGAAACUAUAUACAGAAUAAUGAGCCAACUGGUGGCAGAUGCUGGGAACUACUUGGUGCAGCUCAUCAAGUCGUUUGAUGAAAUCAACUCAGUAUACAGGAGGUGGGCGGACAUGGAGGUGGCGCGCAACACGGCGGGCGCGGGGGGCGCGGGCGCGGCGGCGGGCGCGCACUUCCCCGCGCUGGUGUCGCAGGCGGACGUGUGCGCGCACGUGCUGCACGCGCACGACACCGACUACCUCGUGCAGGUGGUGACGGGGUACCUGGCGUCGCUGGCGCGCCACGACAUGGUGGUGCAGCACGCGGUGGCGGAGCUGGCGGUGCGCGCGCUGGUGACGCGCGGCGCGGGCGCGCGGCUGCGCGCGCUGGUGCGGCGCGGCGCGCUAGGCGACGCGCGCCCGCUGGCCUGCCAGCUGCUCAGCCUCGGCCACCUCGACCCCGCCGCCGCGCAGCUCGCGCUCGACAUGAUGUGGCGGCUCAAGGCUUUUGGCGACAUAGUGGAGGUGCUGCUGAGCUGGGAGGAGCCGGUGGGCGCGCUGGGCGCGGCGCGCGCGGUGGGCGCGGGCGCGGGGCCGGCGCCGCGCAAGCUGCUGGCGGCGGCGCGCGCGUCGCCCGCCGCCUUCGUGGCCGUGUACCACGCGCUGGUGGCGCGCAACGAGCGCUUGCGGGGCAGCCCGCACUUCCUUAAAGGUGAGCAAUGCGACGCGUACGUGGAGUACUAUAAACAGCUGACAGCGGACUCG
Molecule: messenger RNA, 1872 nt
Organism: Brenthis ino (lesser marbled fritillary)
Lineage: Eukaryota; Metazoa; Arthropoda; Insecta; Lepidoptera; Nymphalidae
Source: the annotation of a GenBank genome assembly